Molecule: messenger RNA, 3363 nt
Organism: Xenopus tropicalis (tropical clawed frog)
Lineage: Eukaryota; Metazoa; Chordata; Amphibia; Anura; Pipidae
Product: KIAA0040 ortholog
Exons: 4
Coding region: 1278-1574 (98 amino acids)
Source: RefSeq, a predicted model, not a curated record
UGAUUCUUGGCCUUAGUUUAUACACAGGGCCCAUUUGGCAGUAACUUUAACCCUGUGUACUCUCAACAACUUACUAGCAGAUAACUACCAGCUAAUCAUCCCCAGGUGAGAACAUAGUACAUGAGGGAGUAGGAGAGAAACAGUCCCCAGUUACUAGCUCACACCCCAUUAAUCUCCCAAUUGGAAGCAAGAGUUUCCCUGUAUAAAACAGGUGAUUCUCGGCCUUAGUUUAUACACAGGCCCCAUGUGGCAGUAACUCUAACCCUGUGUACUCUCAGCAACUUACUACCAGAUAACUACCAGCUAAUCAUCUCCUAGAUGAGAACACAGUACAUGAGGGAGUAGGAGAGAAACAGUCCCCAGUUACUAGCUCACACCCCAUUAAUCUCCCAAUUGGAAGCAAGAGUUUCCCUGUAUAAAACAGGUGAUUCUCGGCCUUAGUUUAUACACAGGCCCCAUGUGGCAGUAACUCUAACCCUGUGUACUCUCAGCAACUUACUACCAGAUAACUACCAGCUAAUCAUCUCCUAGAUGAGAACACAGUACAUGAGGGAGUAGGAGAGAAACAGUCCCCAGUUACUAGCUCACAUCCCAUUAAUCUCCCUAUUGCAAGCAAGAGUUUCCUUGUAUAAAACAGUUUUGUUCCAUGCAUGUCUGGUGCUUUGGAGAGCCUCUGGUCAGUCUCAUAUGAUGUGCAAGACAAAUAAGAAUUUUCAUGCAACAAAGAGGAACCUGAUAGUAAGGCCACUGGCACAAGUCCUCUGUAAAGCAGGGAAACCCAACUAGUCCUGGUCUUCAAAGUGACCUUUAGGGGCUCCUGAACUUUCUGCUGAGGUUCUAGCUUGGUACCUACUAACAUAGUUCAGACUACCCAAUACAAGAUACAGUCAAAGAUUAGACAAGAACAUGGUCAAAAACAGGCUAAGGUCAGGGAAGGCAGCAAGGAUCAAGGUCAAGAAAACAGAAAUGGAACAGACCCGCUGGUUGGCACAACAAAAGGUCCUGCAUUGAUUACCAUGCGUUGGUUGCACAUUUGGUACACUAUCCAGUGGAAGGCACAGAAUACAUGGUUCCUUACGUUUACAGAGCACCCUGUGGAGGUAGCACAGGAAGAAGGUUGCCCAGUGGAAGAUUAUCAUGUGGAGGUGGUACUUUUCAUGUGAUCAGCCUUCUAUGCAAUACUAUUUCUGCAGGAUGCAAUAACAAAGAGUUUCAGAAAUACAUCUCCAAAGGGACUGGACAGCAGCUACCAUCAGACAUACCAGAAGAAUUUCAAAAUGGACAAUAUAAAUUCUUUCUUUCUUUCCAUUUAUGAUAUGCUAAAAGCUAAACAUGAGGAGGGCAUUUACAACACAGUUUGUCUGAGUGUACUUCUGGCUCUGCCAUUGCUGACUCUACUCAUACUCAGUAUUGUUUGCUGUCAUUUCUGCUGCUGUCGGACCAAACAGAGGAAAAACAUCAAUAAGAAUGCGGGCAAAAAGAAAAAAGGGAAAAAGGAGGAGGAGGAUCUUUGGAUCCCAAGUCCACAAAACAAGUCUUUAAUGAUGGAGAAGAUCCCUCCAUUUUCAGUAUAGGCUUGGCCCUGACACUGUUGAAAGAGAUAUUCAGACCAAGUGCACUUAACAGUUUGGCAUGAUAUUUUGUUUGUACCAUACUACUGACUGUCAGUUUUCAAUCUAAGCAUCUGGUAAACAUCUGUUUGGAUGAAGCUAGCGUACAUCCCUGUACUUUUCAUCACUAUUCCAUUUUGGUUCCCAUGAAUAGAUAGUUUAUAGUAAACUAUUUCUUGCAGUAAUUUUAUGUUCAAUGGCGUUAUGCUCAGCUGACUGUCUUAUAUGCAAACUUACAUAGCAGUAGCCUGCCAUUUUUAAUGCUAUAUAUCUCAGGAAUAUAAGAAAUGAGAAUGUUAAAAGCAAUGCACUUGUUUACCACCACAUCUUUGGAUAGCACUUAAUGCCAAAACAGAAUUAUAAGUUAUAAUGUUACCAAUCUGAAAGGUCUUUUCUAUUCCAAGAAUCCAUGAUCCUCAGAAACAAGAAAAAAAUCCCAGUGUUAUUAGUACAGCUGGUUUAAGUCUCAAGUGUUCUACUUCAGUAUGCCACUUGGUACUCUUGGCUUAGUAGAGAUGGCCUUUGAAACUUCAAGAGGUUUCGCUGCUGGGAAAAGGGGGUGCUAAGUAAAAAUUAGUGCGCAAUGACUUAACAGCUGUUAGUAUCAUUUAAAAGUAUUUUUUUUUUAAUUGUUUCAAUUUGUCAACAGAUAUUUUUAAAUAUAUAAAAUACCGUGUAUGUCGUUUUCAGCAGAUUCCUGGUCUGAAAAAAAUACUUUGUUAUUUAUGUUAAAUUCUAUGAAAGAGAAAUGAAACUUUUAUUUAUAUUUUUCUUAAUGUUACAAAUGACAGUUUUAUAUUAUAGGCUUUUUCUAUUUAAUCAUUGGUUUACUGUUCAAACUCAGUUGUGAACUUUGGGUCACAUAUUAAAGUACAUUCAGAAUGCUGGACAACUGCAAGACUUUCACGCUUUGAUGCUAAAUGAGCACUCUGGGAAAAGUUACUUAAUUGCCUUGAUUUCACAAUCCCCCUUGCACAGUGGUGUGAUACAAAGUCUUUUGUGCUAGAAAUACUGGAGUGUUUUCAAACUCAUUUUCCACUAAGCAACUAAUGGUAGUAAGAAUAAUAGGAGAAGUCCCAAUUUGGUGGGAACAGAAAGAGCACAAUGUCACAUACUUGCUUAGUUUGGUAGAAAGUAAAGUGAGUCUGGCAAGUCCUACCAUUUGCCUUUUUGACAGAAAUAUAUUCAUAAAAAAUUUAAAAUAUUUGCUGUACUAUUUUUUCGUGACAUUUUUACACAAGCUCUUCAUUCCCGACUUGUCUCUAUUUUCUACAGUUGCAGCAGUGGCUGGGGAACCAUAUCUCCAGCCUGUUGUGCAAUUGCACCAAUGUCCAACAUGAUUGCUGCAUUAAAUGGACAUUGACAUGCUCCUGUAAACACCGGUAUCACUUUAACAGAAUCAUAUACAUUUUUCAUAAAUCUUUACUGUAUAUGAACAGUAAACUGUGAGACUAUAUGUUUUGCACAGAAUACACUUGACUCCAUUUUUGGAUUUAUGCAUAUGAGUGGAAACUGUCAUACUGCUUGCUUGACAGAGAGUCCCCAUUGUAUUUAGAAGAACAGCGCCAUCUGUUUAGAACUUCUAGACUGGGCUGAUCUGUUGAAGGCUUAGAAAAAGUGCACAGCACAGCAGCUUGAAUUUUAUUGCUGUCUUGCCUAUAAAGUCGAGGUAAAUAUAAAGUUUUGAUUAUUUGCAAAUACAUUCACUGCUAUAGUGCAAGAAAAAUAAAGUUUGUACUAUAUUUUUGUAAAA